AGUAUUUUCUUAUGGCAACUCAUGAAUAUCACAAAUUCCUUCAAUUUUCAUGUAAAAUCUAAUCUCUCGAAUCCCUCUGAUCUUUUUAUCAGCUUUUAUUCACUUUUUAUUCCAUCCACAGAAUCCGCGCCCAAAAAGAUCGCAAACAAACAUAACCUUAAAGUUUGUUGACAUCGUCAGCUGAGGGCGUUUUGUGUACCAAAUUUUCGCUCAGUAAAAAACCCGAUAAUUAACAGUGAAAACAAAUACCAUUCAUGGAGAAAGAUACGGAAAAGGUCGUGUGUAUAAAUUGCGGCCACCCAGUGCCAGAAUUAUACCGAAAAUACGGUGAAAGCGUGAUAAAGAUGACUUGCUGCGCAAAUUGCCAUCAAGUAGCCGAUAAAUACAUUGAGUUCGAACCUGUUGUGAUCCUGGUUGAUGUGGUUUUACUGACGAAGAGCGCCUACAGGCAUAUUCUCUUCAAUGGACACUUCAAGAACUUCUGGAAGCUCUUCAUCAUUCUGAGUCUCAUGGAGUCCUACAUGAAGUGGAUGAUCCUCCCGGAAAGUGACACUGAUCAGGAGUCUGAAAAGAACUUCUACAUUAGCGGCUUUUGGGUGAUCAUGGAGAAUCUGGUGUUCUACUGUAGCAUGCGAGGAUCUGUCUUCCUCCUGGAGAGUGUGCUAAAGAGAGAGGCCCACAAGGUGGCAGGGAGACCAGAGAAGCUGUCUCUGGUGCUGUGGAAGAGCAUCAUCCUGGCGAGUCUGGGAAAGUUCCUCUUCGUGCCAAUUGUCAUCUGGCAGGACAACUCGUCCGCCUUCGCCUUGCAGAUACACUCAAUGCUGGUGAUGGGCUACUUUUUAUUGUCACUCAUCUGUUCAUGCUCAGGUAAACACGGCACAAUGUUUUGGGUGGCAAAACAACAAUGAAUAUUUCCUCU
Messenger RNA from Phlebotomus argentipes, 919 nucleotides. It is a transcript of the gene Arv1, whose product is annotated as protein ARV1. Gene Ontology annotation, cellular component: Golgi apparatus; cortical endoplasmic reticulum. NCBI's taxonomy places the organism in Eukaryota, Metazoa, Arthropoda, Insecta, Diptera, Psychodidae. Bases 255 to 908 code for a protein of 217 amino acids. Gene Ontology annotation, biological process: sphingolipid metabolic process; intracellular sterol transport; sterol metabolic process. The transcript is spliced from 3 exons. The record is from RefSeq and is a predicted model, not a curated record.